This is a messenger RNA of Xenopus tropicalis (tropical clawed frog), 1539 nucleotides long. RefSeq names its product dickkopf like acrosomal protein 1 (gene dkkl1). Bases 795 to 1436 code for a protein of 213 amino acids. Gene Ontology annotation, cellular component: extracellular region. The transcript has 5 exons. NCBI's taxonomy places the organism in Eukaryota, Metazoa, Chordata, Amphibia, Anura, Pipidae. The record is from RefSeq and is a predicted model, not a curated record.
GGCCCCACAGAGCAUAUAGGUUUCCAGGACUAAAGCCCCUCCAGUUGUACAACCUGUACCCCCUGUGACUGCCGCCCAGCUUCUCUACCCAUAACCCUCGUUGCCAGCUUUCACCCUGCUGUGCAUGUUACUAGGCAGUGUGGCAGCUUUGCCCAAAUGAAUUGGAUGCAUGGCUUCCAUUUAUUACCCCACUGUCCUUACAUAAAACAUACAAGCCCACACCAAGGGCUGUAAUUUAAUUGCUUUUCCCAGUUCCCACACCGCCCGCUUUGUAUUGGGUGACAGUGAGACGCAGACUAUCCCUUUCAUUACAAUUGCACAGUACCCGAUUGCCCCAGCAGGGGGAGCCCUGUGCCCAUCUAUUUCCCGUACUGCAGGCAGGUUGUAGUACUCUAAUUCUGCGCCCUGUUUCCGAGCCCCUCGCCCAAUACCCACCCUGCCAGCUCCUGCCAAAGGGCACAGGUACCCGGCUGUUGCCUGACAGAGCCCAUUCCAUGCCCAGAUUUGCCCACAGGCUGUAGUACCGGGCUCAGAGGCUGCCCGACAUCCCACAGAUGCUGCUGCUGCCGCUGAUCGUUCCCAUGCUGCUGGGCGGCUGCUCCUGGGCUGCUGUGCUGCCUGCGCCUCACCCUGACCCGGCCUCUCAUGGUACCGACAUACCGGACAGCCAGUAGAGCAGUAACGGAAGAGCAGGGACUGCAGAGGCGUCGGUAACUGUACAGACAGAAGGCAGCGAGGAAGAGCAGACUGGACAGAGGGAGGGGUGCCAAGCUGACAGUGAGUGCCACCUUGGCAUGAGAUGUAUCUCUGGGAACUGCACUGAAGGGGUAAAUGUGACUGGCACUGGGGCGGAAUGUGAUCCAAGCAAUGACCAGUGUGCGCCUGAGUUCUGCUGCUCCAAAACUGAAUCAGGGAUGUUACCGUUGUGCGCUCCUUUCCCAGCAGAAGGAGAGCGGUGCAAGAUCCAGCCAAUUAGCCUUUGGAAUCUGUUACAAAUGGAUUCAGCUACAGGGUCGGAUCCCGGCUACUGCCCCUGCGCAUCAGGACUUGUGUGCACCAACAAAGGCUUUAAUCUCAUUUAUACCUGCGAGAAGCCAGAUGGAGUCCUGGAUUUCACCACGUAUGGAGGGGAAUCUCUCCUGCAGCCUUUGGUACGCAGAGAUGAGGAGCUGACAUAUUAUGACUCUGAUCUUAUACCUUGGCCCUCGCAGCCAGACCAGUUCAUCGACCUACCAAGAGCUGCAGAAGAAAGUGCAAGGGAGUCAAAGAAUGUCUUUAAAGUAUUGCACGCGGGAGCAGCUAGUGAUGUAGAGGAGGAGAGCUUGCUAUUAGAUGAACAUGCAGAUGAACAGCCCGACCCAGGUCAGCUGGAAUUCCAGGAGCUGAAGCAACUCGCCAGACAAAUUGGACAAUAUUUUGGUCCUGACUUUUAUUGAUGUCUCCUCUGAAUUGAGACUUACUGUAUACAGAAUAUUUAUUUACUGUAUUUAUUGCAUUAUUAUAUUUAUUAUAUUCAUAAUAAAAUGGUUUUCCUGCCUA